UCCUUGCUUCUAUAAUCUCAAGCAAAAUGCUUCCUUGUCGAGGAUUAUCCAACCGGCCGCUAAAGGUGCCAAACAGAAAAUUCAUUGGCCUUCCAAAUCACUCGGUCCAAAAGGCCAGAUAAACAGUGUACCCGAAAUCUUUCCUUUGAGAAAGCCAUAAAGCUCCAUCAACAGGCAAAAGCAACCAGCAAAACAAGAAAACAAUUAGGCAAUCCAAAAGGAUCUUGGGGUUGCCGUUUGGACAUCAUCACAAGCCAAGCAAUACGAAAGGAAGGUUUGAAAAUUCUUCCUGAAGAAAUGCAACUUCCUGCGAACUUGGGAUGUUAUCAGGGGAAAAUGGACCAGUUCAUCAACAAACCCGUCUGAUCUGAAAAUUGGUAGCGCUUUUGCUUGGAGGCAGGCACUCCAACUAGGGUUGUUAAUGAUCCGAGCCGAACUUUGCCAUAGUUCGGGCUCGGCUCGUUAAUAUAUUUUCGGCUCGAGCUCGGCUCGUGUUUGAUACGAGCUUUAAUAUGCAAGCAUAAAAUGAAAGGUCGAGGUCGGCUCGCCAAAUAAGUUUCACGAGCCCAAAAUCGAGUUCAACACAUUAAAUGUUCAUUUUAGCUCAAGAUUGAAGUAGAAUUGAGCAUAAAAUUACAUUCAAACCUGUAGUAAAGUCUACCAAAACAAAACACAAUAUUUGUCCCAAUUUCAAUACAUAAAAUCCAUGAAUUCCAAUAUUUUCGGAUGCCAAGCCGUCAAACGAACUUGUUCGCGAGCCUUCGAGCUAAACAUGAUAGGGCUCCAGUUCGGCUCGUUUAAUUAACGACUUUGUUCGCGAACCAGCUCGAUUAAGACGAAUCGAGUAUCGAACAAGUUUUUCUCAAAUGGGAUGUAGAGCCGUUCACCCUAACUCCAACGAUCCACCGUCACUUUUGAGGUCGUACUCGUAUCUUCUACUCUUUGAUCCAUCCCCGAUUAGCCACCGAUUCCCUUUUAUCUCCUACCUCACUCACCGUCGGCCGCCCUCUCCAAGCUCUUCCCGUCUUUCAUUUCAAUUUCCCCUAAUGGAUUUCUUCAGAUCGGUCUUUUCCGACGAACCCGAUCCCCCUCCUCCCAAGUCCGCGUCCGACGCCGAAACUUCCCCUGAACACCAAUCGAACUCAGAUUCAGACUCCGAGUCUCCACCAACACAGCCGCACUCCAACCCUAGCGACGGCGGCAGUGGGUGGAGUAACUUUGGCGGCCUGAUCCGCACACUGACCACCAAAUCCGAAUCCGUCAUUGAGACCUACCGCCGGGAUCUCCAGGAAUUCAGCACCGGCCUGCGGAAGGAGAUCGAGGUCGCCCAGGGAUCCCUCGAGAACGUCGGACAGGCCUUCGACGAGAUCGGUACCUCCGUGAUUAAAGGCACCGCCCAGAUCAUUUCACACGGCAAAGAAGCGAUCCUCUCCCUUGACCACGAAUCCGAUUCCUCUGACAUCGAUGUCAGAGGAAGCAGCGCCGCUGGCCAGAGCAGCAGCUACGAUUCGAGGCGGUACAGUCGCUUCGACGCGCAGGUCAGUGCCAUUCAAGGUGAUGCCAGCACUUUCUGCGACGAGCCGGAAGAUAUGGAAGAUUACGGCAAGUGGAGGUCGUCGGAGUUCGCCCUUCAGGACAACCGGGACGAGAUCGAGAGCCUGAUUGAAGAAAAUGGUACGCUGGAUGCUAUAUAUAAGAAAGUUGUGCCUGGUAGCGUUGAUGAAGAAACGUUCUGGGCUAGGUAUUACUAUAGGAUCUAUAAGCUCAAGCAAGCCGAGGCUUUGAGAGCCAAUCUAGUGAAGCGAGCCAUUUCUGCUGAAGAAGAGGAUUUGAGUUGGGAUGUGGAUGAUGACGACGAUGAUGAUGAAAGUGAGGAGCGGAAGAGCAAGGCGAGUAAAGGCAAAGAAAAGUCAAAGGGCGAUGUAGAGGAAAAUCAAGAGCUGAAGACCAGAGAUUAUUCUAUGGAAAUUGGGAAAUCGGAUGCGAUUAAGCUGGUAGAGCAGAACCCUGUUGAGGAUAAGAAAAUGGGUGAUGAAAAGUCUAAGGAAAUUGUGCAAAAUGCUAAGGAGGUAACUGUUUCUGCUGCUGCUGCUGCUGCUGCAACAGUUGUAGAGCCGAAAGUAGUAAACAGUCCAAAUUCUGCAACUGCUUGUGGUAAUGUGGCAUCUAGUGAGAAAGCAGAUGAAAUGAAGGAGGAUGAGAAAUCUGCUGAGAAUUCAGGUUCUGAAGGAAAUGGUGGCAAUGGAGGGUCUUGUAAAGACAGUGAUUACUCAUUAGUGUCGAGCCACCAGACGACAGGAGAGGAAGAAGAUCUUGGGUGGGAUGAGAUUGAGGAUCUAAGCGGCAUUGACGAUAGUAAGAAAGAGGAGAGGAGAGUGAGUCAGAGUGGGAAUAAUGCAACCAAGGAGGAGUUGAGGAGGAGACUGAGUGUUGCAGAAGAGGAAGAAGAAGAGGAUUUGAGUUGGGAUAUUGAAGAUGACGAUGAGCCAGUUAAAGCUUGAAUGGCAGGAUCAGAUCCGUUUAGACUGCUUCUGAACAUUCAUAUUGCUUUUUCACGGUAUUUCCUUUGCUGAUUUACAUGGCUUUUCCCGUGUGUUUAAAUGUGGCUUAAAGGUCUGGAUGUUGGAAAUUGAUUUACAUGGCUUUUCCCCUCCGCAUACCGCUCUCUCUGAAUGUCGAUGUUUCCAUGACUUUGAAAUUGGAGCUGAACUGUUGAUAAUAUAGUAACUUCCCUGAACCGUUGUUCGUUAAUUUCUGGUAGUUGAUCGAUCCUCUGAAGAGUGGUUAGAGCUUGACGGAUGGAUGAACGUUAGCGAUUGUAACUUUGAACUGCCAAUUUUGUUCGUGUUCUGGUCUGGCAUUUGAACAUCAGUUUGCCAUGUUGAUUGUUGUGGACAGGGAACAUGGUUGUAGUGUCGACAGCGGGAAAAAAUCCCAAAAUACUUUAAUUAUUAAAAAAAAAUUCCCAAAAUACAGUACUUAUAAACUU
Molecule: messenger RNA, 2989 nt
Organism: Linum trigynum
Lineage: Eukaryota; Viridiplantae; Streptophyta; Magnoliopsida; Malpighiales; Linaceae
Source: the annotation of a GenBank genome assembly